Messenger RNA from Synchytrium microbalum, 3981 nucleotides. RefSeq lists its product as uncharacterized. NCBI's taxonomy places the organism in Eukaryota, Fungi, Chytridiomycota, Chytridiomycetes, Synchytriales, Synchytriaceae. The coding region runs from base 1 to 3981 and encodes 1326 amino acids. Gene Ontology annotation, biological process: TORC2 signaling. The record is from RefSeq and is a predicted model, not a curated record. Gene Ontology annotation, cellular component: TORC2 complex. The transcript has 21 exons.
AUGCACAGCGUAUCCAAUAGUAGCGUGCUGCAUCAGCAGCUGCAGAUCGCCCAGGCCAAAAUAGUCGCCCUCCAACGAGAAAUCGGCAACCUCGCCAACAAUAAUUACAUCCCUGAAGAGCACGACGACAAUCAACACGACGACGACCAAGACGACGACCACGAACACGACCAUACAGAUGCUCAUAAUAGGCAACACCACAUGUCGGAAGAUGUAGAUGCUAGUAGAACUAUGAUGGUCACCACUGCUACCACAAUCAGCACCAAUAACAGUCCAACUCAUAUCAAUGGUCGAAAGUCUCCUGCUGCAAUAUUACGAGACGACGAUAUAUCCAGUGAGGUCGCUGCUGCUACCGACGAGUUAUUGACUAGGAUACGUGAUCCAAAUGAGCUGCUGCAAGUUCGGCUCGAAUGCAUGAACUCUAUCGCAAAGCUCAUCAAAAAUGUCCACCAAGGUGCUAUUUCUACUCCUGUUCCUGUAAUAGCUAUCCUCAAAAGUUUACGAAUAGCUCUCGUCGAUACCUCAAAGGAUGUCCGAUCCCAUGUAUUCAGAGUCCUACGACAUAUAUCUCUCGAUUCAGACAUGGUGCAAUCCAUGUUAGAUAUACAUCUGGACCUCUUUAUAGUCAGAACCUUGACUCGCGAUCAGCGAUACGAUGCUGAACGGGAGCAAGCUCUGAAACUUAUCAGAGGCUGGAUUGAUGCCCCUGGUGGGGCCGCCAUACUACCUCAAAGUCUGGUUCGAAUGAUGGUAGCUCUUGCCGAGCAGACGGAUGAAAAAUUUAGGACGGUUUGUGCAGAAACCCUUAGUGAAUUAGCAAUCCGAAAUCCUGAACUACUGGCACUAUCGGGAGGCUUUAAAGUCCUCAUCCAAGUCCUGUUGGAAGGACCACCAGAAUUAACAAUGGCAUUAACUUCGGCUGUCAUCCACAUACUGGAUUCUCAAGUAACGAGAAAGUACCUACGUCCUGCGGUAGAGCUAGAAGCUGUGAUAUCACACUUCACGGAUGUAUAUUCCAAAGGCCCGGCUCAUGACGAGAGACUGAACUCUUGCUCAAGAGUUGUUAUCUUCUUGUUGAGAGGGUGGACGGGUCUGCUGUAUAUGUGUAUGGAUGAUAAGAGAGCUAUUAGGACUAUAGUAGAAGCUUUGCGAUUGCCCACUGACGAGACAAGGAGAAUAUUACUGGAAAUGUACUUUGUAAUCUUCCAAGUAGGCCAUCCCCGUAAAUCGUCAGAAUCACCGAAAACUGGCAUACCUGGAACGGACGAUAUACUAUCUCGCCUUGGACCUUCACCUCGUUUCCAUGGCCGUACAAACCUCAUAGACCAAUUCGUAGCAGUCCUACUACUCGUAUUCAUUGAUGCUGGACUACUGGAAGCUCUAGUAGAACUAGCUCAAUGUGGUAGUAAUAAGAUUGUUGUGUCAAAGGCUACGCAGCUUAUAGGAGAGUUGAUUGAUUUGGGAAAUCGGUUGCUUCCUUUACAAUUUGGUGCUAAGAUACAGUCACUGCCGUCUCUCUUCAAGUUGGCAUCCAACUUUCAAGAUCCAUCUCAGAGACAUACGGCUGCCGUCGCUCUAGCUCAUAUCGACAAUAUUCACAUGACCAAGGAUAAGCUUAUAUCUUCGGUGCUGAAUAGUGAAUCUGCGAAUCAGAUUACUGAAGGCCAUCUAGUUUAUGGACGAGUCAUUUCAAACCGAAAUGAAAAAGUACAAAGACAAGUCGAUCAUGUCAAGAUUCGGAUUGGAAUGCAAAUUGAUGAUAUGCAUUUCAAAAAUUUGUUGGCUGAUACUCAGCUCUCAGCAAACGAACAAGGGCUGACCAAAGACUACACAAAGUGGAAUUGGGAUGCCAUACUCGAACUACUACAAGGCCCACUUCUCAAUCCGAAACGUUUAGACGAAGCGACGAAAAACACUAAAUUUAUUAAACGUCUCUUGGCCUUUUACCGACCUCAAAAUCACCAAUUCUCAGAUAUCCGUAAAAACAAGGCCAAUACCAAAUAUGUGAGAAUUGGAUGUGAGCUUCUCAAGACUCUAGUAGCUUCUCCUGAAGGUGUUAGGAUAUUGAGUGAGAAUAAGCUUCUGGAGCAGAUUGCAGAGUGUUUAGCUCAACUGGAUCCGAUACAACAUGCUGCGAUGCCCGGAGAGCACAUGUUUUCCAAAGAAAGGAUGGAGAAGUACUUGACUGGGGAUUACUUUACCAUGUUGGCUACUUUGAGUAAGAGUCAGGACGGCGUCAGGCUUAUGGAACGAUUUAAGUUGUAUACUAUAUAUUACCAUCUGACUGAACUUCGCAGUCGUGAUGAUUUGAUUCGGACCAUCAUUGAGAGUAUGGAUUACAACUUUGAUGGACAUCCUCGUGUUAUACUGUCCAAAGUGAUGACGUCGGCCUAUAAGCACAUUCGAUUAUUUGCGACAAAUCACCUACGGUCAUUGCUGCGUAGUGGUGUAGUAGACUUCUCAGUUUGGGGUGUUCCUCUACUUGUUACCCAGCUGUAUGAUCCUACGCCGGAAGUAUGUGAACGAGCUGUAGCUGUUCUAGAGGAAGCCUGUAACGACAGACAGAAUCUGGAAGCUGCUGUACGAUUACGACCUAGUCUGGAUUCGCUAGGAAUUGUAGCUCGAGACUUGUUCCUCAGCCUAUUGUCGAUACCGAGUGGGUUUGCAUAUUUGAAAGAAGUCGGAUAUGUAGAUCGGGAGAUGGACUACUGGUAUCAAGAAGGGAACGAACUAUACGUCACACUGUUAGAGGUCUCAUUACCUCUAGCUGUAUUUGAUACAUGGAAAUCUCCUGCGCCAUCCACCGAUACAUCACCUGCAAGGAUGGUCAACCCACCAGAUUUGGAACUGGAGGAAAUGGAAGGACUAGCGACAGCACGCCCACAUUUCUAUGGUGAAUUGGCCAAGACCAAGGAGGGAUGUGCCCUGCUACAGGAAAAAAGGCAUUACAAGGAAUUCGCAGGCUUCAUACGGAAGCAUGGAUUUGCUACGUAUCUGGUACCUGCUGACUUGGUUACGCUGAAGGCAAUGCUGUGGGCUAUGGGUAAAAUUGGCUCUUCAAAGCUGGGUUUAGCGUUUUUAAUUGAAGAGGACAUUAUCAAGGUCAUUGUUGAGAUGGCUGAGAAAUGUAGUAUAUUGUCACUUCGAGGAACGGCGUUCUAUAUCAUCGCAUUACUGGCAAGGACUCCAGAAGCUGUUGAAAUUUUGGAAAAGUACGGUUGGGAAGCCGUUUCCCCUCCAACAACCAAUAUCUUGAAUGGGCUUUGUGUGCCUAGAGAUAUUUCAAAGUAUUUAGUGAUUCCGCACUGGUAUUAUAUUGCAUCGUGGCCAAGACAUAUGCUACGAGUGCAAAAAGUAUUGGAAAUGGGUAAUUUUGAUUCUGUUGAAGAGGAGGUUCUCAAGAGCAUUGGGAAUAUGAGUAACCAUAUUUUGGCGAAUAAUGCUUCCAAGUCAUUGUCAAAGUUACGACACGACCAAUCAUCCUAUUUCUCAAAAGUCGAAUUAUACAUGCAAGUGAUGAGAAUGCUGUCAUGCUACCAUUACCGUUUGACAGCACGCAAAUUCUUACAAGAAGUAUUCGAACGAAUAUCCUUCACACCAUCAACGCUCGAAGUGCUUGACUCUCUAGCCCCCUUAUCUCCCUCCCUAAGUCAAGUAUCGAAUAGCGCUGAUGGUGUUGCUGCACCAACAGACGAUUUCUCAGGAGAACAAGAUGGUUGGGACGACGCCAUAUACUCUGCCAACGCCAACAUGAGUCCGAAUAAUAAUAGUGGAAGCGGAGUUGCUAAUAAUGAUGGAACUGGUGCUGCUGCUGUCGCUGUGGUUGGAGGAGCUGAUCAGGGAGGACAGAAGCAGCAAGGUGGUGGUGGUGGAAAGGCAAAUGAUAGACCGUUACCUGCUGAAUCGAAUAGCAAGGAUAAGAAUGAUACGAGGCAGAGUCUGGUACCUCAGAUGACUAUUCGUGGGUUUGUGGUUGCGUAG